AUGAAUCUUCUUACCUUCUUGGUGAGUCUUUAUAUCCACGUUGCCUUGGCUCAUGGAGCUGUCCACACGGGUGUUUUCAAAUCCAUUGACUCCAUUGUGCCUCCAGCAGAUUCUCGUCCUGAGACUCCUGGUUGGCAGUCAACUGUUUCAUGGGAAAUCACAAGUGCCAUGAACAUGAAAGAAGGCGAUACUUUUACUUUGCAUAUGCCUUACGUCUACAAGUUUACCAGUAACAGUAAUUCUGUGUCAAUUAAGGCUGGCUCAAGAACUUUGGCUAACUGUAACUUGUUUUCGGGUGACAAUGUCGUUGGAUACUCUGAAGUCCAGUGUACCGCUACUUCUGAAGUGGAGAACUUAGCUUCUUCUUCUGGUAGCUUGACUUUUCCAUUUACUUUCAACGCCGGUUACUCUGCUGAUGCUGUGAACUUGGAGGCCGCUCUGGUCUGGAAAGUUGGCACCAACACUGUUACUUGGACUGAUGGAGACAACGAGUUGACCAGUACUCUUAAGUUCGAAGGCGGUACCAAGCUGGUCAUCCUGGGCUCUGCCAACAACGGUGUUUAUGGUUUGAGAGGAAUGAUCAACACCAGCAAUAAGCAACACUACCUUUUGGGUCCUGCCUGUGCUUCGAAUAACAUGUAUGGUACUAUGACAAUCCUGAACACUAAUGCUGCUGUUCCCCUUGACUGUGGAAGUCUUUCUGGAGCUUUCAGUAACCAGAUCAACGAGUUUUUCUUCCCAGGAAGUGCAGAGACUGCCAAUGUUAAGAUCGAUAGCUGUUCUUCAAGCGGUGCUGUUAUUUCCUUCUCUCAGAUUCCCGCCGGCUACAGACCUUACAUGAACAUCAACACCGGUGUCAUCCAGGCUUCUUCUCAGUCCUCGAACACUUACUCCUAUAGCUUGGUGUGUGGUAGCAGAAGAUUGUCUAACGCUAGGGCUAUUCGUUGGAAUCACCAUGCUACUUUGGACCCUAAUGCUGACGGUAAUGCUUUGCCUCUUGUGGUUACUACCGCUACCGACCCAUCGAUCACCACUACUGCUAUCGUUACCCACUCUGGUUCCACUGCUAACACCAUUGUUGUCAAUGUUCCAAUCUCGAUCUCCACUAUCAUUAACACCGGAACUAACUCUGUCGCUACCACUCACACUGCUACUUCUGGUGGUACCAGAAUUGUUUCCAUUGAUGUUCCUACACCUACUACUACCAUCACCAGCACAUGGACUGAUCUGACAACCGGUUUCUCUACUGUUCCAGCCACUAGCGGUGGUACCGGUACUGUGAUUGUUGGCGUUCCUACUCCUACCACCACUAUCACCAGAACAUGGUCUGGCUCUAUCACUACCACCAACACUAUCCCAGCUACUUCAGGAGGUACUGGUACAGUUAUCGUUGAGGUUCCUACCCCAGUCGUCACUGCAACUGUUACAUGGACUGGUUCCGAAACUGUUACCCUGACCAUUCCUGCUGCUUCAGGCGGUACUGAGUCUAUCAUUAUCAAUGUUCCUACUCCUACCACCACCGUUACAAGAACCUGGACUGGAAGUGAAGCUACCACUGAGACCAUUCCAGCUGCUUCUGGAGGCACUGCUACUGUUGUUAUUGAUGUCCCCACUCCUGUUACCACAGUGACAAGAACCUGGACUGGCGAUGUUACUUCUACUGAGACCGAGCCAAUGUUCUAUGACGAUGAAACCAUGACUGUCGUUGUGAACGUUCCAACUCCUGUGACAACUGUCUUUUCGACCUGGACUGGCUCUGUCACCACAACCAUCACUGAGCCAUUUGAGUCUGGAACCCAGACGAUUGUUGUCCAGGUGCCAACUCCAACUACUUCUUUGACUAGAAUCUGGACUGGAAGCGAGACCACGACACAAACUAUUCCUGCUGGAUCUGAUGGUGUGGUUACCGUGGUUGUUGAUGUCCCUACUCCUUACACCACGCUUACUAGAACAUGGACUGGUUCUAUUACCCAAACGGAGACUCAGCCAGCUAACUCUGGUGAGACUGGUACCGUUGUCAUUGAGGUGCCUACUCCUACAACCAUUGUCACCAGAACCUGGACUGGUACUGAAACUGUUACCCUGACUGUUCCUGCUGAGCUUGGUGGUACCGAUACCAUCUUCAUUGAUGUUCCUACUCCUUACACUACCAUCACCAGAACAUGGACGGGUUCAGAAACCACUACUGAGACAGUUCCAGCUGCUUCUGGCGGUACCGGUACGGUUAUUAUUGAUGUCCCAACUCCUGUGGUUACAAACACUAGAACAUGGACUGGAACUACUACUUCUACUGAAACCAUUCCAGCCGAAUCUGGCGGUACCGAGACUGUCAUUAUCAACGUUCCUACUCCUGUUGUUACCGUCACUUCUACCUACACUGGCGACAUCACCGUGACCAACACUAUUCCAGCUGCUUCUGGUGGAACUGAAACCGUUGUCAUCGAGGUUCCUACUCCAACUACCACUGUCUUUUCCACCUGGACUGGUACCGAGACCACUACUCGUACUGUGACCGCUCUGUCUGGUGGUACUAACACUGUUAUUGUUGAAGUGCCAACUCCUGUGACCGUGCUUACUUCCACUUGGACUGGAACCGAGACUUCUAUCGUUACUGAGCCUUUCGAAUCUGGAACCCAGACCAUCAUCAUCCAGGUUCCUACUCCUACUACUACAAUCACCAGAACCUGGACCGGUACCGAAACUACUACCGAGACCAUCCCAGCUACUUCUGGUGGUACUGGCACUGUCAUUAUCGAUGUUCCUACUCCUUACGUUACCAUCACCAGAACAUGGACUGGAACUACCACUCAAACGGAAACUGAACCAGCUCCAUCUGGUGGUACCGGUACUGUCGUCAUUGACGUUCCAACCCCAGUAACUACUAUUACUAGAACAUGGACCGGUUCUGAGAGUACCACCCAGACUAUUCCUGCUGAAAGUGGUGGCACUGAGACUGUUAUCAUUGAUGUGCCUACUCCUUAUAUCACCAUUACUAAAACCUGGACUGGUACUACUACUCAGACUGAGACUGAGCCUGCUCCUUCUGGAGGCACUGGAACUGUGGUUAUCGAUGUCCCAACGCCUGUUACUACUAUCACCAGAACCUGGACUGGUUCUGAAUCUACUACUCAGACCAUUCCAGCUGAGAUUGGUGGAACUGAAAGUGUGAUCAUUGAUGUCCCCACCCCUUACACUACUAUUACCAGAACUUGGACAGGCUCUGAGACUACUACCGAGACUAUCCCAGCUACUUCUGGUGGUACUGGCACUGUGGUGAUUGAUGUUCCUACUCCUGUUACGACUAUUACGAGAACUUGGACUGGCAGUGAAACUAUUACUGAAACGUUCCCUGCUGCUUCUGGUGGAACCGAGACUGUCUUCAUUGAUAUUCCAACCCCUACUACUACCAUUUUCACUACGUGGACUGGUACUGAGACUUCUACUCGUACUGUGACUGCUCCACCAGGUGGUACUAACACUGUUAUCGUCGAGGUUCCUACUCCUGUCACUGUGAUCACUUCUACCUGGACUGGCACUGAGACUUCUAUCGUUACUGAGCCAUUUGAGUCUGGUACUCAGACUAUCGUCAUCAACGUGCCUACCCCUACUACCACUGUGACUUCCACUUGGACUGGUACUACUACUCAGACUCAAACUGACCCAGCUGGUUCUGACGGUAUUGUUACUGUUGUUGUUGAGGUUCCUACUCCUGUUACCGUUGUUACUUCUACUUGGACCGGAACAGAAACUUCUGUGGUCACUGAGCCUUUCAACUCUGGUACUCAAACUAUUGUUGUUCAAGUUCCAACCCCAACAACUACUGUGACUUCCACCUGGACUGGAUCCACUACCAAGACCGAGACUGUUCCAGCUGGCUCUGAUGGUGUUGUGACUGUCGUUGUUGAUGUUCCUCCUCCAGUUGUUACCAUCACCACCACAGCUGAUGUUACCGAGACUUCUACCGAGACGCUUCCACAAGAAUCUGGUGCCACAAGAACUGUCAUUGUCAAUGUUCCAGGCCUUGUUCAGAGUAUUACCAGCAUUUUGAGUGUUAGUGAGUCUGCUAGCGAGACACUGUCGGCUCCUUCUGUUGUGCUUGAUGUUCCUUUCGAUGCUACUACUGUUACUUCUGUCUGGACUGGAUCUACUACAAGAACUGUCACUCAAACUCCUGUUGGUUCUGAUACUGUUGAGACUGUUGUGGUUGAGGUUCCUCCAGCUUCCGUUGACGAGCUUUCCUAUGAAACUUCUGUCGAGUCUGCUACUGAGUCGAUUAUGUCUCUGACCAUUUCUUCUGAAACUACAAGCUCAGCCCACUUGGAAGACCCAAUGCCUUCAUCCGAGUUCACAACAGUGACCAGCACUUGGAGCGGCCAGACUACUAGAACCGUUACUAAUUCUCCAUCUGAUUCUGGUUCUACUGGCACUGUUGUUGUUGAGGUUCCACUUCCAUCGCCUUCUUCGUUCGUCCCAGCCUAUUCCUCCCACUCCUGGAAUUGGAACAACUCUUACAGUUCUGCUGAGGUUUCUGUUGCAGAAUCCACUUCCCUUGAUGUUACUACUGAGUCUACAGUUGAGAUUGUUCUGACUAGCCAGAAUACUUGGGUGCCAACCUCAACUGCCGUUACAUUCACUGAGACCACUUCUACUGGAGCUACAAACACUGAGGGCACUACCACUCAUGCUAAGUCCACUGUUGCCAAGUCUACUGAAGGCACUAACACAGCUUUUACUACUUUGUCUACUGUUUUGUCGGCCUCCUCUUCGGUUGAAGUUCCUUCUUCCUCGGUUACUAAGCCAGCUGUUGUUGAUGUCGACGGUAACACUUCUGAAGGUUCUUUGACUACAUCUCCACCAUCCAAUUCUCCAAAAGAAAGCGGUACCCCUAAUGUUCCUCACGAAGACCAGAACCCCAAGUCCAUGGAUUCUCCAAACAAGCCAGGAAACAACCAGGAAGCUUCUAAUACCGAAUACCCAAGCUCUUCGAGCUCUUCUACCGCUUCCGAUGUUGUUAUCUGCCACAAAGGAAGAUGUGUCACCAGUUCAGCUACCCCAGUGGGAUCUCCAAGCACUCAAACCCCUGGCCCACAAGUUAAUGGCAACCCUUCAUUGAGCACCAGUGGUGUUCCAUCUUUCUCCUCCGCUUCAUCAUCUAUUCAACCCGUUGUUUCGACAUAUGCUGGAUCCGGUUCUAGCCUCAAGGCACCCGGUAUUCUUGCACUUAUCGUUUCGUUACUUCAAGUCAUUGCUUAG
Molecule: messenger RNA, 5253 nt
Organism: Candidozyma haemuli
Lineage: Eukaryota; Fungi; Ascomycota; Pichiomycetes; Serinales; Metschnikowiaceae
Exons: 1
Coding region: 1-5253 (1750 amino acids)
Biological process (GO): cell adhesion
Cellular component (GO): fungal-type cell wall
Source: RefSeq, a predicted model, not a curated record